CCAAGGAGGAUGAUGCUCUUAAACGGUAACGUUACGGCAACCAUCUUCAUGCUCCGUUGAGACCCGAACAUUGAAUAUUUGGACAAAGAAAAGAGCAUCCAUAGCCAUGGCGUUAUUAUGUUUUUCUGCACUUGCAGCUGACGCUAUACAAAACUUUUAGUCGAAAAUGGUAGAGAGAUUCUUCUCGGUGAGGCAAGUAGAGCUCCUCGACCACAACCACUCCGACCCAAUUAUGCUUCUCUCCGGCCCUCCUUCCUGCGGAAAGACCUCGUUGCUAUUCCAGUUCGCAUUCAACUCCGCGGCAGGUAGCAACCAUGAAGUGGUGUUCAUAUGCAACAGGCGCAAGCUAGAAAGCAAACCUCCAUAUUUCUCUCCGGGAAUCGAUCCGUCCUCGGACACCUUUCAGCGUAUACAAAUGAAAUAUGUGGAUGAAGAUGAAGGCAUUAAAAAUUACUUUGCCGCAUUCCACCUGCAUGAUACAUUUCCUGCAGCAGUUGUUAUUGACGAUUUUGGAGACUUCUUCGAGGAAAGGAGCUGCCAGGAGAAAUAUAAUAAUCCUCGUGGAAGAGACUUGGCGAUGGUUCGGACUCUAGCUUUAUGUCACAAUGCAAUUGCUCAUGCAAAUAAGACGGGUCCUUGCAAGCUUCUCUUGUCCGACACACACCAUGGAGACUCUCCAAGGUUGCUCUUUAUCUAUAAGAGAUGGGUUCCAGCCAUUUUCACUAUUAAAGGUGAUGGCUUGGGAUCGUUUGUUCUGAAAAGCAACAGUAGUUCGGUAACUGGUAGCUCUGCGAGGAUGAGAACUGCAAAGUACUCCAUAGCUCUGCAGCAUCUGACAUUGGAGGGGAUAACUGAAAACAGUGACCAGUAAUGUUGUUUCUAGAUUGUCUAUGGAAAUAGAAUCCUAAUAUUACUCUGCUGAUUGAACUGAAGUAUGCGAUUAUACCAUGUUGCUAUCAGUUUCGAACUCUUCUUUCACAAUUUAAGUUCUAGUCCUGGAUAAACACUAAAAAGACUUUAGAAUGUUUUCUUCCAGAAAUGAAAUGAAUUUCAUUGUUUCAAAUUGCUAA
Carya illinoinensis is the source of this 1070-nucleotide messenger RNA. RefSeq lists its product as uncharacterized. Lineage: Eukaryota; Viridiplantae; Streptophyta; Magnoliopsida; Fagales; Juglandaceae. The transcript is spliced from 7 exons. Gene Ontology annotation, cellular component: Shu complex. Gene Ontology annotation, biological process: double-strand break repair via homologous recombination. Gene Ontology annotation, molecular function: single-stranded DNA binding. The coding region runs from base 167 to 871 and encodes 234 amino acids. The record is from RefSeq and is a predicted model, not a curated record.